Notothenia coriiceps (black rockcod) is the source of this 418-nucleotide messenger RNA. RefSeq names its product CTD small phosphatase-like protein. The transcript is spliced from 3 exons. The annotation marks the transcript as partial. The record is from RefSeq and is a predicted model, not a curated record. Gene Ontology annotation, molecular function: phosphatase activity. NCBI's taxonomy places the organism in Eukaryota, Metazoa, Chordata, Actinopteri, Perciformes, Nototheniidae.
UCCUUGCUCCCUGUCUUGUCUUCCCGCAGCCCAUCAGCAAUGCCGACUUCAUCGUCCCGGUGGAGAUAGAUGGCACCGUUCAUCAGGUGUACGUGCUGAAGAGGCCGCACGUGGACGAGUUCCUCCAGAAGAUGGGGGAUCUCUUUGAAUGCGUCCUCUUCACAGCGAGCUUAGCCAAGUACGCUGACCCUGUGGCGGACCUCCUGGAUCAGUGGGGGGUGUUUCGCGCCCGGCUCUUCAGGGAAUCCUGUGUUUUCCACAGAGGAAACUACGUCAAAGACCUCAGCCGGCUGGGCCGAGAGAUCAGCAAAGUCAUCAUCGUAGACAACUCACCUGCCUCCUACAUCUUCCACCCUGAGAACGCAGUGAGUGAAACUCCUGUGGUUACUUCUGGAGCAUAGUGACAUCACUGUGUAAC